AUGGGUUUAUGGCCUCAGGCCGUGAUUAAUGAGUCCAGCCUCUCUCGUUCAGUCCAGCCUCUCUCCCUCAGUCCAGCCUCUCUCCCUCAGUCCAGCCUCUCUCCCUCAGUCCAGCCUCUCUCCCUCAGUCCAGCCUCUCUCCCUCAGUCCACCCUCUCUCCCUCAGUCCAGCCUCUCUCCCUCAGUCCACCCUCUCUCCCUCAGUCCACCCUCUCUCCCUCAGUCCAGCCUCUCUCCCUCAGUCCAGCCUCUCUCGUUCAGUCCACCCUUUCUCUCUCAGUCCAGCCUCUCUCCCUCAGUCCAGCCUCUCUCCCUCAGUCCAGCCUCUCUCGUUCAGUCCAGCCUCUCUCCCUCAGCCCAGCAUCUCUCUCUCAGUCCAGCCUCUCUCCCUCAGUCCAGCCUCUCUCCCUCAGUCCAGCCUCUCUCUCUCAGUCCAGCCUCUCUCCCUCAGUCCAGCCUCUCUCCCUCAGUCCAGCCUCUCUCCCUCAGUCCAGCCUCUCUCCCUCAGUCCAGCCUCUCUCGUUCAGUCCAGCCUCUCUCGUUCAGUCCAGCCUCUCUCCCUCAGUCCAGCCUCUCUCGUUCAGUCCAGCCUCUCUCCCUCAGUCCAGCCUCUCUCCCUCAGUCCAGCCUCUCUCCCUCAGUCCAGCCUCUCUCCCUCAGUCCACCCUCUCUCCCUCAGUCCAGCCUCUCUCCCUCAGUCCAGCAUCUCUCCCUCAGUCCACCCUCUCUCCCUCAGUCCAGCCUCUCUCCCUCAGUCCAGCAUCUCUCCCUCAGUCCACCCUCUCUCCCUCAGUCCAGCAUCUCUCUCUCAGUCCAGCCUCUCUCCCUCGGUCCAGCCUCUCUCCCUCAGUCCAGCCUCUCUCCCUCAGUCCAGCCUCUCUCUCUCAGUCCAGCCUCUCUCCCUCAGUCCAGCCUCUCUCUCUCAGUCCAGCCUCUCUCCCUCGGUCCAGCCUCUCUCCCUCAGUCCACCCUCUCUCCCUCAGUCCACCCUCUCUCCCUCAGUCCAGCCUCUCUCCCUCAGUCCACCCUCUCUCCCUCAGUCCACCCUCUCUCUCUCAGUCCAGCAUCUCUCUCUCAGUCCAGCCUCUCUCCCUCGGUCCAGCCUCUCUCCCUCAGUCCACCCUCUCUCCCUCAGUCCAGCCUCUCUCUCUCAGUCCAGCCUCUCUCUCUCAGUCCAGCAUCUCUCUCUCAGUCCAGCCUCUCUCCCUCGGUCCAGCCUCUCUCCCUCAGUCCAGCCUCUCUCCCUCAGUCCAGCCUCUCUCUCUCAGUCCAGCCUCUCUCUCUCAGCCCAGCAUCUCUCUCUCAGUCCAGCCUCUCUCCCUCAGUCCAGCCUCUCUCCCUCAGUCCAGCCUCUCUCCCUCGGUCCAGCCUCUCUCCCUCAGUCCAGCCUCUCUCCCUCAGUCCAGCCUCUCUCUCUCAGUCCAGCCUCUCUCCCUCAGUCCAGCCUCUCUCCCUCAGUCCACCCUCUCUCCCUCAGUCCAGCCUCUCUCCCUCAGUCCAGCCUCUCUCCCUCAGUCCAGCCUCUCUCCCUCAGUCCAGCCUCUCUCCCUCAGUCCAGCCUCUCUCCCUAAGUCCAGCCUCUCUCCCUCAGUCCAGCCUCUCUCCCUAAGUCCAGCCUCUCUCCCUCAGUCCAGCCUCUCUCCCUCAGUCCAGCCUCUCUCCCUCAGUCCACCCUCUCUCCCUCAGUCCAGCCUCUCUCCCUCAGUCCAGCCUCUCUCCCUCAGUCCAGCCUCUCUCCCUCAGUCCAGCCUCUCUCCCUCAGUCCAGCCUCUCUCCCUAAGUCCAGCCUCUCUCCCUCAGUCCAGCCUCUCUCCCUAA
Messenger RNA from Knipowitschia caucasica, 1818 nucleotides. The record is from the annotation of a GenBank genome assembly. NCBI's taxonomy places the organism in Eukaryota, Metazoa, Chordata, Actinopteri, Gobiiformes, Gobiidae.